AUGUCUGCGAUCGGCUUUCCUCGCUCUGUGGCGGCUAUUUCUCCAUCGGCGAGAAGCUCUUCAACCAGGGAUUCAUCCUGCUCUCCCGCGUUCUCGAGGACGCUUUCCACGUCGAUCCUCACCAGCUCCACGUACCGUCCCCGCGGGGCAUCCAGCAUAGGCCGCGCUGGAUUCGGUCCAAGACUCACUUGCAGCCCGUGUUCGACCUUCUCGCCAAGCAAUCGCGGCUCGUCGAGUUCACCGAAUUCGCGCUCCGCGCCGCUGCCGCGCUCCAGGAGGUCGUUUCCACGUUUCCACUUUCAGAUAGGCGAACUUCGCGGCGGAUUCGCUGGCUUCCACCAAGGAAUUCAUCUUCUCGAAAAUCGUGGAAACGUUGAAACUGGUGCUCGUGGGCCCCGCGUCGUCCUCGGAUUUCCCGCGGGACGUGGAGCACCGCGAGGCGGUGGUGGGUCGGAUCGUGGGCGCGUGUGUGGCGAGCGGCGAAGAAGCCGCGUGUUUUGCCGCGUUUUCGUGGCUGCUGACCAACCACCACCUCGACCUGCUGCUCAGCGUGCGCAGCCCGCUCGUCGAAGCCUUCCUCAAGACCCAGGACGUCCAGCUGCUCCACCGGUACUACCUCAAAAACCGCGACUACGUCAACGCCGCCGAGGUGAUGUGCGCCGCCGCCUUCGCGGAUUCGGUGUGCGUGUCGGACCGUCUCCGCUUCCUCACUUCCUGCCUCAACGACCUCAACGCCUCCCAGGCCGGCUUCUCCCCGCGGCCGUCGGCGCUGCGCGCGGCGUCGCUGCAGACGGUGCAGCGGAACCUGGCGGUGCAGGCGGCGCUCUGCGAGGACCUGGCGCACGCCGAGACCGUGGAAACGGUGGAAACGGAGGAGAGAGAGGCGCUGCGGACGCGCGUGCUGGAGGCGACGGAGCUGUACAACGUGGCGGUGAGGGCUGGGAGGGACGACGCGGCGCUGCGCGUGCUGCGGAACACGGGGUUCAGCGAUGCGGAGACGAUCCGGAAACACUGGGGAGCGCUGAUCGAUGA
Molecule: messenger RNA, 1032 nt
Organism: Blastocystis hominis
Lineage: Eukaryota; Bigyra; Opalinata; Blastocystidae
Exons: 6
Coding region: 1-1032 (343 amino acids)
Source: RefSeq, a predicted model, not a curated record